Molecule: messenger RNA, 1269 nt
Organism: Tremella mesenterica DSM 1558
Lineage: Eukaryota; Fungi; Basidiomycota; Tremellomycetes; Tremellales; Tremellaceae
Exons: 6
Coding region: 152-1255 (367 amino acids)
Biological process (GO): protein K48-linked deubiquitination
Cellular component (GO): nucleus
Molecular function (GO): ubiquitin binding; cysteine-type deubiquitinase activity
Source: RefSeq, a predicted model, not a curated record
AGACAAAAGGAGUGUCAAACGGGGUUUCCACACAAAGCAUCAUCACUCUUCAGAAGCAAUAAAGUCAGAGCACAGCAUAGAAUAGUCCAUCUCUUCCAACCCCCACAGCUUUUCUCUCACCACACCACCACAAGAGAGUGGGACGACCAACAUGGCCACUCCCAACCCAGAGGCUGCAGCCACCGCCCCGACUCAACCCCGGAUCAUCGACGAAAACACGGAUAUGACCACUUUGACAGAUCAAGAGAUAAUGAGACUCGUGGAGGGUAUGGGGCAGGAGGAUGUUACAGAGAAGGAACGUUACGAGGCGCCUCUGAUAAGUGCUCCGGUACCAUUAUUGGUCAUCAGGGAAGAAUACUUAUCCGGUUCACCGACGGUAGUUAAGAAACUCGAUUGGUUACAAGCUCACGGUUGGGAUCAAGUUUGGCGUGCUAGAGGUGAUGGAGAUUGUUUUUAUCGAUCUUUCACUCUGGCAUAUUUACUUAGAAUAUUACAUUCCCCCGAUCCACCAUUAUACGCAAAUUUGGCAUUUGAAUCUAUUCAACGUGUAUUGCCAAUGAUGAAACAAGUGAACUUUGAUCCUGAUUUAUACGAAGAAUUCCUCAAUCCUUUAUUAGAAAUGAUACAAUCGUUCUCUCCUCAAAAUACCUAUGCGGAGCCUAUCACGGAAUACGCAUUGAUACAAGCAUUACAAGAUGCAGAACGAAGUAACUGUAUAGUGGUUGCACUUCGUCUCAUAACAUCAGCAUACAUACGUACAAAUUCUCAAGCUUUCGAACCAUUCCUCCUUUCUCCUACCACGUUCUUACCUCUUUCAGCGGAUGAUUUCUGUAGACAAGAAGUUGAACCAUGUGGAAAAGAAGCCGAUCAAGUUCAGAUAACUGCACUUUCAGAAGCUUUAGGUGUAGCGGUAAGGAUAGCAUAUUUAGAUAGAUCAGAGUUGGUCAAUGAAGAAGGUAUAAAUUGGGUUGUUUUUGGUCCUAAUUCUGUUUCUAUCACUUCGACCACUUCGACUACUUCGGCUUCUUUUGCUGUUGAGAAAGUCGGUGGGGGUGGGGUUCAAUAUGAAGAAGGGGUUGGAAGAGGAGUUCAAGAUGAAGGGGUUGGAAGAGGAAUUCAAGAUGAAGGUGUUAGAAGAGGAAAUAGAGAUGAAGCGGGAGAGGGAGAAGGAAAAGGAGACGAAAGACCUUUAACUUUGUUAUAUAGACCAGGACAUUUCGAUGUGGUUACGAAAGAUGUUUUACCGAUCAUAUGAAACUAUUGUUUAGU